UAGGGAGUUUUGUUAUUAAUUUAGGGACUUUUGUUAAAAGCUUUAGGGAAAAGUUUUUUCAAGAGUUGGGAGCACUGUUCCAUUAAUACACUGUCCGAUGAACGAACUGACAGUUAAAGAUCGAUAAACAAUAGCAAUAAAUUCACAUUUUCAAAACAUUGUAAUCUUUAGAAUACUAUGUUUAUAUUCAUGCUAAUGAUAUAGACUUAUGAGGAAUUGUCACAUGUUUUUACGGUUUUAUCUUCUAUGUAAAUGCAAUUUCAGUAUGGAUAUGAGUUUGCUUGAGACAGUUAUUACUACAUUCGGUGUGUUAUUGACAAUGGCUCUGUUGAGCUGUCUUUGCUGCAUAUGUAUGAAAUUCAGUGAUUUAAAACUCCAAAGAUACAUCAUGGAAAUGGCUAAGAGAAAAGGGAUUCAUAUUGAUGUUGAAAAAUUAGAUCCAAACCGCACCCGAUCACCAUUGGCGAAUGAAAACUGUACAAUUAUAGUUCCCGAUGUUGCAAUCAUACUGUAGUAUGUUAAAAGGUAGCUGAAAAUAACUAAUUUUGUGUUCUUGUUCAACAUCAACGACUAUUUUGAGGAAAUAUAUACAAUAAUGACUUUUUAAUAGUGA
Melitaea cinxia (Glanville fritillary) is the source of this 613-nucleotide messenger RNA. RefSeq lists its product as uncharacterized. Bases 209 to 514 code for a protein of 101 amino acids. NCBI's taxonomy places the organism in Eukaryota, Metazoa, Arthropoda, Insecta, Lepidoptera, Nymphalidae. The record is from RefSeq and is a predicted model, not a curated record. The transcript is spliced from 3 exons.